CUUACUCAUGGAAAUGCCACCUCGUUGAGAGUCCUCGACGAUAGCCUCACUUUUGGUUCUCCUCCUUCUCCAAACCGAACGGACGCUAUAACUCCACCAACCAACCCCACCAAAUGCUUCACUACUGCAAGGGACUCCUUUCUUUGCAAUAAUACCGCUAUGUUGUGGCUUCUCCUGAUAUUUACUACGAUCCCUAACAAUUGCGGCUCACAGAAACCCAACUCCGAAACAAACUCAUAA
Messenger RNA from Neurospora tetrasperma FGSC 2508, 240 nucleotides. RefSeq lists its product as uncharacterized. Lineage: Eukaryota; Fungi; Ascomycota; Sordariomycetes; Sordariales; Sordariaceae. The transcript is spliced from 3 exons. The record is from RefSeq and is a predicted model, not a curated record. The annotation marks the transcript as partial.